Diatraea saccharalis (sugarcane borer) is the source of this 1026-nucleotide messenger RNA. Lineage: Eukaryota; Metazoa; Arthropoda; Insecta; Lepidoptera; Crambidae. The record is from the annotation of a GenBank genome assembly.
UACUAUUUACUUUACUCUUUGACAUAUAUUUGUGAUGUGAGUAAAAAUCACUACCUACGUUUCAAAACGAAGUUAUCCAAUCAAUUAUCUUUAUGGAAUAAUAAAUUCUGUGAUCUGUGAUCGAAUAAUUUCUUUUUGUAACCCAUUUUAUUAAAGUUUUUGGCAGAAGUGUACGGGAAUCAAAAUGGGCAAAGGAUUUAAUAAUUACAUGUGUAAAAAAUUCUUCCAUCCUGCAUCUAGGGAUAAUCUGAAAAGGGUAUGGAUGGCAGAGCAAAAAACAGACGCAUAUAAAAAGAAGCAAGAAGAAUUAAGAGUGCAAUAUGAAAAAGAACAAGAAUUACAUGAAAAUAAAGCUUUAUUGAGUAAGGAGAGUAAAGAUAAACUAAGCUUAAAUUUUAUGUAUGAGCCUCCACCAGGUGUUAAAAAAGAACGUGAACGUGAAGACAAUGAACCUGAAUAUAAAUUUGAGUGGCAACGAAAAUACAAUGCGCCAAGAGAAAGUUACUGUAAAGGUGAUAAUGAAAUCAGAGACCAGCCAUUUGGCAUACUUGUGCGAAAUGUUAGAUGCAUAAAAUGUCAUAAAUGGGGUCAUAUUAAUACAGACAAAGAAUGCUCUAUGUAUUCGUUAUCUAUGAGUGAAGCAAGAGCUUUGCAAGCCUCAUCAUCAGCCCCGGAAGAAGAAGACACCAAGCCUGAUGUGCCUACCCUUAUGCAGCAGAUGCGUGAUACUGGACUUGUAAUGAAGCCUGGAGCUAUGCCAUUGGCUGCCAACAAAAUAGAGGAAAAUGACACUUCCAACCUCACAGAACUUGACUUAAUCAGUCAAUUAACAAAGAAACAGAAAAAGAAAUUAUUAAAAAAACUUGAGAAACUCGAAAAGAAGAAAGACAAGAAACAUAAAUCAAAACACUAAACAGUGUAUAAUUCUACAUAAAUUGUGAUCUCCACGAUUCUUUCUUGUUGCUGUCUAGAUGGAUAAUAUACACAAAUUUUUGAAGACAUUGCAAUUGAAAACCAAGAUCCCAC